Megalops cyprinoides (Indo-Pacific tarpon) is the source of this 2440-nucleotide messenger RNA. Its product is annotated as dehydrogenase/reductase SDR family member 13-like. The record is from RefSeq and is a predicted model, not a curated record. The transcript has 5 exons. NCBI's taxonomy places the organism in Eukaryota, Metazoa, Chordata, Actinopteri, Elopiformes, Megalopidae. Bases 105 to 1061 code for a protein of 318 amino acids.
GAAGGAAAGCAUACUGCAUAUGAGACCUGGUGAAUGUGGAUUUCGAAGGGAGGGAAACGACGUUGCGUUCACGAAAGUUUGAGACGGAGUACAAUAACAACGGAAUGUCUGUUUUCUUAACCUCAUUGGCUAUAGUAGUUGCUGUUUAUGUAUUAAUUUAUUACAAUGUAUUCAAAGGUUCAAGAUGCACAAGCAAUGUGAGGUUCAAGGGGAAAACUGCGAUUGUGACGGGGGGAAACACGGGCAUCGGGAAGGCUACGGCCAUGGAGCUGGCCAGGAGAGGGGCGAGGGUCGUCUUGGCCUGCCGUAACAAACAGAGAGCAGAAGCCGCCGUUUUUGACAUCAGGAGGGAAAGUGGCAAUAAUGAGGUGGUCUACAUGCAUCUGGACCUGGCCAGUCUUAAGUCUGUGCGCUCGUUCGCCGACACCUUCCUGAAGACCGAGCCCAGACUGGACCUGCUCAUCAACAACGCGGGCAUGAUGGGGCCGGGAAGGACAGAGGAUGGCUUCGGCAUGGCGUUUGGGGUGAACCACCUGGGCCACUUCCUGCUGACUUGCCUGCUGCUGGAGCGUCUGAAGCAGGCAGGGCGGAGCCGCGUGGUCAAUGUAGCAGCCCUCCUCCACCGCCUGGGCACCAUCGACUUUGCCACCCUCAGCACCCACUGUGACCUGGUGACCGGCCAGUCCGGCUGGCACAGCUUCCGAGCCUACUGCCACAGCAAGCUGUGCAAUGUGCUCUUCACCCGUGAGCUGGCCAAUCAGCUUGAGGGCACUGGCGUCACCUGUUAUAGUCUGCACCCAGGGGUGAUUAACACUGAGUUCUGUCGUCAUAUGGCCCUGUGGCAAAGACUCCUCUUCCUGCCUUUCGCCAAGUUAUUCUUCCUGGAUGCUGAGGCAGGUGCCCAGACCACCCUGCACUGCGCCCUCCAGGAGGGCAUUGAGCCCCUGAGCGGCCGUUACUUCUCCUCCUGCGCCGUGCAGGAGUUGAGCGCCAAGGCACGGGAUGAUGCGGUGGCCAGGAAGCUGUGGGAAGUGAGCGAGAGGCUGAGCGGCCUGUCCUGAGAGCAGGCUGCUGGGCCUUGACAGAGAGCAAACCAUUCAGUGCUGAGAGCCUCUGGUUCUUGUUUGCAGUGUUUUGCAAUGGGAUAUUCACCCCAUCCUUUUUACAAAACUGCUUUACAACACUGUUUUUUUUUGUAUUCUGCUCAAAGUUUUUUUUGAAAGCAUGCUUUAAAAAAUGGCAUUUAAGUUUGACAUAAAGCUUAAACGGGAGGAGGGGGUCAGUCAUGGGUUGAAUUUCUCUUGGGUUGUUAAUAGGAGUGUUAAUGCUUUCCCCCUUUUUCACCCUAAAUUUGGCAUUGCCAUUUUGUACAUCAUGCUCCCCCCACCACAACAUCCUCUGGUCUCAUGCAGUGAACGGACAUUUAUCUACACUGCAAGUCCCAUGGUGCGCCACAGCUGAUCAAGCGCUGCAUAGAGGAUAAGUGCAUUUUGUAUGACAUCAUCUUAAUUACUCGCUUGUACCUGAUUGCAGCCAGUUGUGUUCCUCUGCUGACUCCUGUGUGUUGUCAGCUGGACAGAGCUGGACUUGAACUCACAAUGUCUUGGGCUUUAGGGCUCAGUGUGAACAGGUGUGAACCCCUAAUGUCAAAUUCUGUUGCUUUUACAGAUCACACUGAAAAUAAUAAAUAUAACACUAUGUAUAAUGAACACUAAAUAUGUAAAUGUUUUAAGUUCAUAUGAAUGGGACUGGAGACAGCAUGACCAUAAUUAAAAUUAUGAUUUCAUUUGGGCUUUUUUAUCAGCCUUUUAUUUUUAACCAGUUAGUUCUGUGUUAUAGAAUGAUGUGGAGGUACAGAUUAGAGUAGUUAACAGGUGAGUUGGAUGAAAAAAUGUUGCCUAUUGGGGCCAAUCAUGAGCGAUUGAUGCUAUCAUUAUAAUUUCCGACUAUCAUUAUCUCUCCCAGUGUACUGGACUGUAGUGUGUGGCAGGUGGAAUGCUGCAUGAGAAAUUCAUGAUGCAAAGGCGGGGAAUAUGGACUCAAUACAUGCACCAAACGCUUGGGCACUCCGCUCAUGUGAUCUACACCCACUCUUUUGAAGUGAACUCAGUUAAACGGAUUCGAUAUUCAGGUAAGGACUGAAUUCAGGUUUGCAAUACAGAGCAUCAGAAAGUGAUUCUGAUUAGAAAAACAAGUGAAAACUUUAAAAGAGCAGAAAUUCCUGCAUGAAUAGGUCACUUUAUUUAGAAAAUAGGCAACCUGUAGAUGGGUUAUUAUACUGUGGCUGAGUACAGGUGGCAGGAAUUAAUCAAAGUGUGACUGCAGAAAUCAGUUGGUGCAUAAUUAUUGCUCAUUGUAGGCUAUUUAUCAUUUAUCAUUAACCAAAUACACCUGCUUCUGUUAGCUACCCAGACACGAAUUAAUGAGCUGUAGUAUUCAA